Molecule: messenger RNA, 736 nt
Organism: Macrobrachium nipponense
Lineage: Eukaryota; Metazoa; Arthropoda; Malacostraca; Decapoda; Palaemonidae
Exons: 5
Coding region: 169-486 (105 amino acids)
Source: RefSeq, a predicted model, not a curated record
CGGGGCGAAAAUAUAUCGCUGGUUACCCUAAUGCAUGUAAUUUUUUUUCUUUUAUAAUUUCCUAUAAAAUACCGAGUCACGGCCGAUUUUGUCGGCAUACUCCCAUCGACUGCGCCAAGAAUCAUUACAUUCGUUCAAGACUGCGGGUCCUCCCACGAACCGAACGGCAUGAAGCUGGCAAUCACCGCCGCUCUCUCAGCGGCUUUCGUCGCACUGCUUCUGGGAGAGGUGCAGGGAUACAUUUUCGACCAAAUACUUUGGAUGUCCGACGACUGUUGGGUGGAGUGCACUGGGAAUUCCACCUUCUGCGCCGAUGACGGCCAGACCUACGAAGACUGCUCUAAAGAUUAUUUAUUCAGAUGCUACUACAAUGGCACCCGAAAGAUAUACGACCGUCCCUGCCCCACAGACUGGAAUGAAACCUACGUUACGGAGCGAGACACAAUACAAGAACCUAUCGCGUACGAAUCUUGGUUGGACUACUAAUCAUUCCAGAUUCCCCGUCUACGAUGACCUGAGCAUCUCACCAUUAGAUUAUUUCAGCACAGAGGCAUUUGAUAUCAUCCCAGAUCUGUCUCCAGUCACAUCAUGUUUAUCCACAUACACUUGGAUUUUUGCUGGUAUGGCACCAGGACCAACAUAUAAUGAAUGUAGUUGUAUGUGUAAAAUUCCCCUAAUCAUAGCCAUGAGGUAUUGACUGAAAUGCCUGUUGCCAAAGCCAUAAAUAAAUAUAAUA